Chaetomium fimeti is the source of this 1958-nucleotide messenger RNA. RefSeq lists its product as uncharacterized. NCBI's taxonomy places the organism in Eukaryota, Fungi, Ascomycota, Sordariomycetes, Sordariales, Chaetomiaceae. The transcript has a single exon. Bases 321 to 1733 code for a protein of 470 amino acids. The record is from RefSeq and is a predicted model, not a curated record.
CCUUGUACACAGUAGGUGUGUGAAUUGUAAGGUACAACCGUACAACGUCAUUGCAUAUUCCGCGGUCAUAGACUUCAUCAUGACGGCUUCACUGGAUCGUGACAUCAUGACCACCUCUGUUGUCUGAAAACAAGGAAGAUGGCGUUGUGGGGGGGUAAAAGCAGAAUACUUUGGGAUAAGGACUUAAAACGGGGUUUCGUCUCACCUGGGAGUCCCUCAAAAUAAAACACGCAGGGUACUCAAACUGCCUACCUAGGUACACAGGCAGUAGUACUACUGCAAUAAACUAUUCUUCCCAACAGCUUGCUUGCCUCGCACAAAUGGCCCCUUUCACGGCUUCUCGGAUUGCCACCCUGUUAGCUCUGACAAGCAACGUGCGCGCCGUCCCCGUCGUAUCAGAGCCUACAACAACGGUCUUCUCGGAGCCGACGAACUUACCCUCUCCCUACGCGAUCUCUCACUCCAAUGUGACGUCUCACGGCCCUUACGACGGCCCGCCUGCCACCACAACCGGUGCCCUUUCAACCGAUGUCCUGGCGCCCUCCAUCGCUGCGGCACCGCCCCCGCCUGGGAUUGUUGAGUAUGAGGCCGACGGCGAGCUCCAUGGCGAUCAGCCGAUGCCUUACACCCCUAGCGGAGGGAUCGGCACCAACGGUUCAGUGCCCAUCUACAAAGUAGCCAGCGACUUCGACUAUCAGUCCCUCGCGCUGGCACUUUACCACGAAUGGAUCGAACUGGACGCGUUCCACUGGGGACUCGCCACGUUCUCGGACGAGGAGUUUGACGCGUACGGUAUCACAGCCGAGGAUCGCCACCUCCUGCAGCACAUGGCCGACCAGGAGAUCGGCCACGCAUCGGUGAUAGCCAACAUGCUGGGCCCCAACGCACCCAGGCAAUGCACCUACAACUACCCGGUCUCCAACGUGCGCGAGUACAUCGACUUCAACCAGAAGCUCACCCGCUGGGCCGAGGCCGGCGUGUACGGCUUCCUCCCGCACCUCAACUCGGGCCCGGCCGCGGCGAUGCUGCUGCAGAGCAUCACGGUCGAGGCGCGACAGCAGCUCAUCUUCCGGCAGUUCGGCGGGCAGUUCCCCAUGCCCGAGUGGCACACGCCCGGCAUCCCCCAGAGCUGGGCCUGGACCCUGCUCGCCCCCUACAUCUCGUCCUGCCCCUACAACCAGACCCGGCUGGUAUGGCAGAACUUCCCCGCCCUGCACAUCCUCAACCAGCCCAACCCGGCGCGCAUCAACGGCGCCGACGUGUGGAACGAGACGACCGGCGGCUGGGCCAACACGCUCUCCACGGCGGACGUCCCGGCCGACGAGCUGUGCAUCAACGCGACGGACGAGACGCUCGACUGCCCCGCGGCCAUCUCCAACAACCGGUCCAUCCCGCUGUCGUACCCGGGGCGCGAGGUCUUCUUCCGCUGGGACGCGCCCGGUCAGCUGGUGGGGCCCAACAACAGCUACGUGACGACGACCAACGUCGCCGAGCCGCGCUUCGCCGCCUGGCUGUCGCAGCUCAAUGUCACCUACACGCCGCUGCUGAAUGUCAGUCUGCAGGAGAUGACGGCGUAUACCAUCCAGCCGAAUGUGUCAACUUGGAAGGGGGAUCCCGCGGUCAAUGGGACCAUGUUCAUCGCGUUGACGGAUACGGACUUGUUUGUCACGCCGUAUAAUGUCACCAUGAUCAACCCCCAUGUUGCCGCUUUGGCGGUGUAUCAGGCCGGUUGAGGCUUUGGGGGGUUCUCCUGAUGUGGGAGUGUAAGAGGGGGGGGUGGGGAGGCAAAUGGGGGCGGAGGUGGGAUGAUGUGGUGACGGUGGUUUUGUUAAUGCUGUUGGUUGAAAUACGAUUUUCAUCUUAACGCCGCCCGUGCUGGGGAGACUUGUUUGAUGUGAGUUAGUGAUGUCCCGAAAUGUUCGCAGUGGGCACCACAUGUGAUGACCAAAAGGCCCUGG